AUGAGUCGCAACUUCCUCGUUGGUGCUGGUCUAUUGGCCCUUGCCCAAGUGAACCCAGUCCUCGCCGCUUCUUCCCUUGUCUCUCAUGAAGCCCUGGCUGCGCUCCCAUCGGGCUGGAACCAUGUCAGCACCCCAGCCGCCGACACAAACAUCCAAUUGUCCGUCGCCCUCACUCUAGAAAACAUCGACCAACUCCAAAACCACUUGCAGUCCGUCUCUACCCCUGGUUCUGCGAGUUACGGCCAGUACCUCGACUCCGACGAUGUUGCCGCGCAGUAUGGCCCCAGCGACGCGUCAGUUGAAGCAGUCACCAACUGGUUGAAGGAGGCUGGAGUCUCUGAGAUCUACAACAACGGCCAAUCGAUCAACUUUGCCACGACUGUCAGCAAGGCCAACAGCUUGCUUGGCGCCGACUUCAACUACUACUCCGAUGGUGGUGCCACCAAGUUGCGUACCUUGGCUUAUUCCGUCCCCAGUGAUUUACAGGCAGCCAUCGAUCUCGUCUCUCCAACCACCUACUUUGGAAAGACCAGUGCUUCUCGUAGCAUCCAGACCUACAAGAACAAGCGCGCCUCAGGUACCACAACCUCCGCAUCGAGCUCCGUGUCUGUUGCCGCUUCCUGCCAGACCAGCAUCACUCCUGCCUGCUUGAAGCAGUUGUAUAAUGUUGGAGACUACACUCCUAGCGUUGCUUCCGGCAGUCGCGUCGGUUUCGGUAGCUUCUUGAACCAGUCUGCCAUCUUUGACGACUUGUUCACCUACGAAAAGGUCAAUGGUAUCCCAUCUCAGAACUGGACCAAGGUGAUUAUUGCAAACGCACCCAACGAUCAGAACCCCAACGAUGGCAACUACGGCGAAGCCAAUCUCGAUGUUCAGAACAUCGUCGGCAUUUCUCACCCUCUUCCCGUGACUGAGUUCUUGACCGGUGGUUCACCUCCCUUCAUUCCCGACCUCGAUACACCCACCGACGAGAACGAGCCGUACAUUCCUUACUACGAAUACCUUCUGUCUCAGAAGAACGCCGAUUUGCCUCAGGUGAUCUCCAACUCUUACGGAGACUCCGAGCAGUCCGUCCCAUACAAGUAUGCUGUUCGUGCAUGCAACUUGAUAGGAUUGACUGGCUUGCGUGGUAUCACGGUCUUGGAGUCUAGCGGUGAUCUUGGCGUUGGUGCCGGAUGCAAGAGCAACGACGGCAAGAACAGGACACAAUUCGAACCCAUUUUCCCCGCUACUUGCCCGUACUUGACCGCUGUUGGAGGCACUCAGGCUGUUACUCCCGAAAUUGCCUGGACUGCCAGCUCCGGUGGUUUCAGUAACUACUUUCCACGUGCAUGGUACCAGGCAGAAAAAGUUGAGACGUACCUCGGUCUCCUUGACGACUCAACUAAGAAAUACUACUCUCAAUACACUAACUUCGAAGGCCGUGGCUUCCCUGACGUUUCUGCCCACAGUUUGCUCCCUGAUUACCAGGUUGUUGGUGGUGGUCAGCUCCAGCCUAGUGGAGGUACCUCAGCUGCGUCGCCCGUCUUUGCUGGUAUCGUUGCACUGUUGAACGAUGCCCGUCUUUCUGCUGGUCAGCCCACUCUCGGAUUCUUGAAUCCCUUCAUCUACUACUUGGGAUACAAGGGUCUGAACGACAUCACUGGUGGCCAGUCCGUGGGCUGCAACGGUAUCAACGGCCAGACUGGCGCCACUGUCGUUGGUGGUGGCAUCGUUCCUUGGGCUGCGUGGAAUUCCACCACUGGUUGGGACCCGGUCACUGGUCUUGGUACACCAGACUUUCAAGAGCUGAAGCAACUCGUGCUUAGCUUUUAA
Messenger RNA from Talaromyces amestolkiae, 1815 nucleotides. RefSeq lists its product as uncharacterized. The transcript is spliced from 2 exons. Gene Ontology annotation, molecular function: tripeptidyl-peptidase activity; serine-type endopeptidase activity. The record is from RefSeq and is a predicted model, not a curated record. Gene Ontology annotation, biological process: proteolysis. The coding region runs from base 1 to 1815 and encodes 604 amino acids. Lineage: Eukaryota; Fungi; Ascomycota; Eurotiomycetes; Eurotiales; Trichocomaceae.